Messenger RNA from Hippocampus zosterae (dwarf seahorse), 1213 nucleotides. It is a transcript of the gene mettl18, whose product is annotated as methyltransferase like 18. Gene Ontology annotation, molecular function: protein-L-histidine N-tele-methyltransferase activity. The transcript is spliced from 2 exons. NCBI's taxonomy places the organism in Eukaryota, Metazoa, Chordata, Actinopteri, Syngnathiformes, Syngnathidae. Gene Ontology annotation, biological process: peptidyl-histidine methylation, to form tele-methylhistidine. The record is from RefSeq and is a predicted model, not a curated record. The coding region runs from base 131 to 1144 and encodes 337 amino acids.
UAUCUCAGUGAAUUCUGGGAAUUGAAGUGCCGCUGCUGGCAAAUGUGUGUGCGGCGAGCUCGAAACGUGGCUAGUGGCUACCAACCAGCCAGCUUUCUAAACCAAAUCGAGCUUUCUGUUGCGAGUCAAUAUGUCGUUUUGUUUUAAUUUUGACUUAAGUGCAACGACAAACACGGACGACGUCCAGGGGAGAACAUCGUCAACUAACAAGAUUGACAUAUUUGCGAAACCUGUAAAUGAAAGUGGUUGCCCAGCAGAGGCAGUAAAAGUGGCCAAAGAGCACUUCCCACCAUCUGAUCCUCUACACUUACUUGAUGACGCCAUAUAUGAAACCCUCACCAUUGGCACUCUUCCUCCCUUGCACUUUCUCAACGAGACAGUUUUUGAGAAGACCGUCUAUGAGAGGGAGGACACGGAGAACAUUUUGUGCCGCACGGCCGAGCAGAGGUCUGACCUCAUCUCGGGAGUGUAUGAGGGCGGAUUGAAGGUGUGGGAGUGCACAUACGACCUCCUGGAGGUAAUCGAGAGGGAAGGCGAAACGUUUGGCGGCAAGGCUGUCUUGGAUCUCGGCUGUGGCGCCGGGCUUUUGGGAAUUUUGUCUCUGAAGAGAAAAGCCAGGGAUGUCCACUUCCAGGACUAUAACAGCACAGUCCUUGAGCAGCUCACUGUGUCUAAUGUAAUUCUCAAUUGCCAAGAUGAUGACAGUGAUAAUGAUGAUGAUGACAAUAAAGGAAAGAGUAAGGGAACGGACAGGGAAGAAGAACGUAAGAUAAAACUAAAACGUGACACAAGAGAUAUUUUCCUGCAAAGGUGUCGGUUCUUCUCUGGUGACUGGCGCACCUUUUGUAUUUUGGCCUCGAGUCAAGACCCAGUGUUGAAAUAUGAUAUUAUCCUGACUUCAGAGACAAUCUACAACACGGCUUAUUACCCUGCGCUACACGACACCUUUCAUAAACUUUUGGCACCGCGUGGGCAUGUCUAUGUGGCCACCAAGUCCCACUACUUUGGUGUGGGUGGUGGUUUACAUCUCUUUGAGACUUUUGUGCAAGAAAGGGGGGUUUUCUCUCUGAAUCACCUGUGGGCUAGUGAAGAUGGACUUCAGAGACAUGUUGUUGUCUUGCGUUUUAAAAAAGAAUCACACUAGCUCAUGGUGGGCCAAGUGAAAACAGGCCAACCCGUACAAAGAUGUCCACAACAAAUAUGCCUAUAUUAC